Molecule: messenger RNA, 5312 nt
Organism: Varroa destructor (honeybee mite)
Lineage: Eukaryota; Metazoa; Arthropoda; Arachnida; Mesostigmata; Varroidae
Product: G protein-coupled receptor dmsr-1-like
Biological process (GO): G protein-coupled receptor signaling pathway
Cellular component (GO): plasma membrane
Molecular function (GO): G protein-coupled peptide receptor activity
Source: RefSeq, a predicted model, not a curated record
AAAUAACCUGUUGGUUAUAAGAAGACAAAAAAAGCCGAGCUAAUAUCUAAGAUGCCUUCCGAAAAGUAACAUCUAUAUUGUCUCAUUAUUUUCUGGUUCAACUGACCCUAUCACAUAUAUCGCGUCAAGUAACGAGAGAAGUAGCGGACCAUAAAGUACUGAAAAUUGAAGGUUCAAAAACAUCGCUCAAUGUGGUUACGUAGCCACCAGUCAGGAGCAGAAAUAUAAAAUAACAUAGGGAAAUACCAUAUAGUACGAAAAUAACUUUUUUCAAGUCAAUUACCCAAUGUUUUUUGAAAAACCGAGAUGAUCUAAUUAGUCAUUGCGAGUGAAAAUUCUACGUAGCUGAUACAUACUUUUCGCAUCCUAACACAUUAAGUGGACUUGCUUAUGCAGUAAUUUCCGUGGAUUGCCUUUUACAGUUCUAUUCAAGAUCACUAAAAAAACAUCUCGUGAAACAUAGUGGUGAAAAACAGAUGAAACUGGUCUGUAGCUGCUUUUGCGCGUCUGCUGUGUCGUCGGCUGCUGCGGGUGAUUGGAUACGUUUGUGUGUGUACGGGUGCGCCGGUUCGUGAAUAUCAGAUAUUAUUUAUCAAAUAAGAAUUAAGGUGUAUGUCUUAAUGAAAAAUCAAUCAAUGAGUGGCCAGCGUAUGAAUAUGUAAGUAAAUUCCAGAUUUGUGUGUUCAGACAAUUUUGGACUUGAGAUCAUGACGAAGUUCACAGAAAAUUCGGUUGGCAUAUAUGGCAAAGCAACUCAACUAGAGCCGUUCGUCCAACCAACUGACGCUGCAUAGGAUGAUAACUUGAGCCCUCCGCUAUUUUCACUGCUGCUGACCUGUCACUACGCGGUCAAGACCCUGCGGACCAACAAAAACAUUAUCGUAUGCCAACUUCCGUGUUAUCUUUGGAAGAAAUCGAUUUUAUGCUCAGCAAGCCAGAACGAGACAAGGGCUACAAAAUUGGAUUGUGAUAGCCACCGUACUGCUUCCGACACACUUUGCAUCAGUAGAACAACCUUGACAUACGAAAAUAGCUUGAGGUACCUGAGAUCUUCCCCACCAACGACCAAAGGGUAGGAUACGGACAGAGUGCGGCGAUUGAGGGUUAUUCAAAAUAAAAAAGCCCCAACCUACAACAUUUGCGAUCAUCUGUCAUCGAAGCCGGUCGAAAGACUUAGUCGAAUCAAGCUCUCAUUCUUAAAGUGUGCCAUUGGCCUGCAUCGGUCGAAAAUACCGUGCGAAGGGCGAAUGCAUAACAUAGUGCUUUAUACAGAGGGGGCUCUUUGCUACCAAUCAACAGAUCUCGGCGAGCCGAGUAAAAAUGAAAUACCUGCCCUAUACCUAAAAUAUCUUCGAGCUGAAAAUGGCGAAAAUCCUAUUGGUCGUAUCGGUUUUCGUCACUAAGAAAAACCGUCUGCUUGAAGGAACCUUUCGUUAAUUAUACAAGGGACUGUUCACCGCAGGAUCGGAUCACUAGAGCUGCACAACAACCAGCAAUCUUAUGUUUUUUAAACCUUUUUUAUGGAUAUAAAAGGUGGUUUUGAAAGCUGUUUACAAAAUCGGAAUCAUACGCAAUCAAUAGAAAUUUAAGAGGAACUCUUAGGGAGGUAAUCCCUGUAUAUGACAAAUUUUUUUAUACCGAUCCUGAUUGAUCGUUACCAAACCAGAGUGAAAAAAUGUACUAUGCAGCGGAUGAAGCAACGUUCAGAAUACAAUAAGAUAAAUUAUAACACCCGCGACACAUCGUCCCAUGGUAGCAAGACAAACCCUGUGAAAAAGAUGACCAAAACAGACAAAUUAAUUGUUUGCAGAUAGUCCCUAAAUGAAUUCGAUCAUAUGGCUGUCUAUAGUACGUGUUACUAUUCUCAUUAGGUGAUGCUGGUUGUCAUAAAAAAAAAACAUAUAUGAUAUCAAGAAAAACAGAUACGUUAACAAUACUUGUAUUGCAUGAUCCUCUAAAAAUUAAAAAAAUAUCGUUUAUUUAAUCAAGUAAUGGAAGAUGCUAACGCUACGCAUUUCUCCACAGUUUUGAAAUAUCUGGACUACCGCCUCAUAACAUACCUAUUAUCCUGAUAAGAAGUAAAGACGCUUUUAGCUAUUUCCAAGGAUUUGUAUUUCAUCGCGAUCAACUAAUGCGCUUUCAGUUUCGUGUAAAAUCUCUAAAAUGUUACUUUAGCUGGUCGUAAAUUGAUCGCAGUAACUUAAUCCCGAUUUUUAAUGCUUGACAACAUCGCCGCAGUAGAAUCUACAAGGCCGGCAAGGAAUUAUUUCAGCUAUUGUAUCAUCAAAUAUAUAUAUCUGUGGAAUUUGUGUUUCGUGAACAAGUGUGCUCAACGCGUCUUUAAUACGAAAUAGGUGCAGGGCGAACCUUACGAGUAGCCCAGUCAUUAAAAGUUUGUCUUUCUGUUUGUCGGACUCAAAUCAAGCUUUUCAAGCGAUCGGAUUGGACUAACUUUUCCAGGUCACUAGAGGCUUAUUUUAAGCGAUCUGCACCCCGCGGCAUUUACAAACAUCUGGGCGAUCACCAACAUCGUCUACGCUGAUAUAUCAUCACUUGCGUGAAAAAGUGUGCUUAACUUGUGCUACGUGGCAAACUGUAUGGUUGAAGCAGCUAUUAGGAAAAGCUCGUCGCUAGUUGACGACACCUUUAUUAUAGCGAAACACUAAUGCGACUUGAUGGCCCUGAUUGACUACCGUGCCCUUCUUAUCAAAGCUGUUGCAGAGGAAGUGUAGAGGGCUGCUGCGAAGAAAGCUGAUCUUGCAGUGCUAAGAAAUGAUCACUUAGUCGAUUGCGAUUGCACUCCGCCAACUGUUUGCCGGGUACAAAGAGUUAUAUUCGACCUACCUCGCGAGGCUUGUUACUGCUACCCAUCAAUGGCCACAGAAAUUUUCAGAGCGAUAAAUGGCGUCCCAUGAGAACAAAAUACACCCGAUUCGUGUCCAGCCUUGAAACAACCAGCCACGAACUUGUAUCGUAUCGGAACAGUGUGCUUCUACUCAAGCAGCCUUUCAAGCUUUCAACGGACAGUCUGCUUUCCGACACCGAAGAGAACACGUUUACAGGCUCUCUACGUUCAGUGCCAUUUAUCUGAAACGUACUCAAGCAAGCCUUUGUUACAGCGUUGCGCUUUUGGAAAAGGAUUUUAGUCUAACACUCUUCAGGUUCUACCCAAGCGACGUAAACUUAAGAAAUUUUUGAAUUUUCGAAUGACAGUGUUCCGCAAGGAGUUGAUCGCUAGUAGACGGAAUCAUUUAGUUUAACACACUACAGAACGUAUUUUAUGGACAACAAGAAAAUUAAAGUCGUGUCAUGGAGAGACCGUAAUAAAAAAUGUAAACGUGCUACGUCCCUUAAAAGCAUCUGACAUCACGACAAAAUGUACGUCGGGGUAGAUGUAAGUAAUGCUCAGCAAAAGUACAUAUUUCAAGGCCUCCGCGUGCAGAUGCGUAUGUAACCGUAAGUAAAGGACCGCCCAAAAUAUAGCAGGUGCGCCGCUACCUAUUAGGUUUUUAUUGUGGGCUAUCAUAGCAGACUUACCAACAGAAGGCCACACUGUUGUCGUGCUCCUGGUCCAUGGUGGUGUCCCACGCUCAUCACUUAGUGCGGCCUCCUCCGCCACGCAGUCUCUUGUAUGGAAAACGCUACUUAUGCCAACAAUGUCGCAUGGUCAAAUCGUAAUGAUAACUUGAGUUCAGCGACUGGUUCGAGCGGUGGUCGCGGAGGCAGUGGCGAGGCAGUCGGAAGGGCAGAUGUGGACGGCGGCCUCGGUGGCUUGCAGGGGGUCCUGGACCCCAUGGCCUACAAUUUUGAAAGCGACGAAUUCAGUAGCUUUAACAACACGUCGUCCACUAUUUCUCCCUCAGCUUCAGGAGAACGCAUCGUAUCUGACGACUGGUCCGCUUGGUAUAUACAUAACGUGCAUGGCUGGCUGUCAUUGGCCGUAUGUGUGUUCGGCAUCUUGGCCAACAUCCUCAACGUUGUGGUACUAUCGCGAAAAAACAUGAUAUCGCCUACAAAUGCGAUUUUAAUUGGGUUAGCUGUGGCCGACAUGCUUGUCAUGUGCUUCUACCUGCCGUACGCAAUACUCGAGUUCGUGCAGCAGAAGGACAAUGACUGCAUCUUGGACGAUGUUCCGGUGGCAUGCCGCUCGUAUGCCGCCAUUGUGUACACGUUAGUUUGUUCCAACGCCACCGUCGUUUUUCACACUGUCUCAACGUGGCUGACUGUGGCACUGGCCGUAUGGCGAUGGAUGGCCGUAACAUUUCCUGGUCAGACGCGUAAUGUGUGUUCGAUGCAUCGUGCGCAAAUCACCAUCGGUAGCACGUACGUGGGCACAGCCAUCGCUUGUAUACCCAACUAUAUAACAUUCACGGUUCAUGAAGUAAUCGCUAAGAGCCGCAUUGAUGGCCAGCCGGUCGUAUCAUAUAAAGUAGACUUCACUGUAGUUAGCCAUUUUGAGUCUAUUCGAAAAUUUAAUUUCUGGAUGUACAGCGUGCUCAUGAAACUGGUACCUUGCGUGGCGCUCACCAUGCUGUCGAUGGCGCUGGUGCGUGCCCUUUGUGAAGCCGAUGAACGGCGUCGUCGGCUUAAGGCCCGACCUAACAGUCAGGCGGGCGCUGCCAGUGGCGCCAGGUCAAUGGAACCUCCCUCUGCCAAUCAGCGCUCCUCAGACCGUACAACGCGCAUGCUACUCGCAGUGCUGUUACUCUUCCUCAUCACAGAGUUUCCCGCCGGAAUUCUGUCGCUGCUGUCCGGUAUUUUAGGAGACUCGUUUUUCGAGAGAUACUAUCUGCGUGUUGGCGACAUCCUUGACAUCUUGGCGCUCUUCAACAGCUCCGUAAACUUCAUUCUUUACUGUUCUAUGAGUCGGCAAUUUCGUAAAACGUUCGCGCUACUUUUCACACCACGCUGGCUGCAGCACUGGGCCCCAGUUAUGGCCACAGAGGCCAACGCGACCAUAGCUACGACCUGCGUAUAGCUCAAGUUGAAGCAGGGCGGGCCCCGCGCCUCCGCCAGCGCGCAACAAAUCAAAGUCGAAACAAAAAUCUAUAAAGAACAAAGGCUAAAUAAAUGACAGACAUCUUUGCCUAGCAGACAUUGCUUGAUCCUUCCUGCUCCCAAUAAUCGAAAUUUGAUAAAACAGCCACUACUUACUCAUUUGAAUCGUAAACAUAUGUAUAGUAAACAGUUUUAUGCCUCCAUAUUAAUACGAAAAGCGUGUCCGCAAUUCGUUUUGGUAAUAUCAUAGCGGUUCGUUUUCAUUUUAUAUGAUGAUAUUUAGUGAUAUAAAUACAAUGAAUACGUACGCUCGA